UUCGUUUUAUUUUUUGGUUCCUCCCUCGUGUUCCUCACUGUGGCGGUGGCGAGAGAGUGGGAGAGAAAGAGCGAGAAGGGGGCGGGGGUUGCGGGUUAGGGUUUUGCUGGUUAUGGUGGGAUUGUGAGAUAUGGCCGGGGAGAAGCCAUCGGUGGAGCUCUGCAAGGGCGUCAAUGGCCUCGACAAGGUCGUGCUGAGGGAUGCGCUGGGCAGCUCAGCCGAGGUGUACUUGUUUGGAGGUCAUGUAACAUCCUGGAGAACUGAUCACAGGGACGAGUUGCUUUUUGUCAGCAAUAAGGCUAUUUUCAAGCCCCCAAAAGCAAUACGUGGGGGCAUCCCAAUAUGUUUUCCCCAAUUUUCAAGCCAUGGAAAUCUUGAACAACACGGAUUUGCCAGGAAUAAGUUUUGGAGUAUUGACACUGAUCCACCACCUUUUCCAUCAGACAGUUCAAACAAGACUUUUGUUGAUCUGAUUCUGAAGCCAACUGAUGAUGACUUCAAGAUAUGGCCUCACAGUUAUGAAUUCCGUCUAAGAGUUGCAUUGGGCCUUGGAGGAGAUCUCAUGUUGACAUCACGCAUAAGAAAUACCAAUGCUGAUGGAAAACCGUUUUCAUUUACAUUUGCAUACCACACUUAUUUUUCAGUUUCUGAUAUCAGUGAAGUGCGGGUAGAAGGUCUGGAGACAUUGGACUACCUUGACAACUUGAAGGAAAGAGAACGUUUCACAGAACAAGGAGAUGCAAUUACAUUUGAAUCAGGAGUGGAUAAAAUAUAUUUGAGCACACCAACCAAGAUCGCUAUUAUAGAUCAUGAAAAGAAAAGGACUUUUGUUUUGCGCAAAGAUGGACUUCCAGAUGCCGUGGUAUGGAAUCCUUGGGACAGGAAGGCCAAAGCAAUGCCAGAUUUUGGGGACGAUGAGUACAAGCAUAUGCUUUGCGUGGAGGCUGCAGCCAUCGAGAAGCCCAUCACUCUGAAACCUGGUGAAGAAUGGAAAGGAAGGUUAGAGCUGUCUGCUGUUCCCUCCAGCUACUGCAGUGGGCAACUGGAUCCUCGAAAGGUUCUUCAAGGAUGAUGUCUAUCAGAUGUGUCUUGUACAGGCACUAAUUUGUUGCAUAAGGGUGCUUGAAAUUGGCUUUGGGAUGGACGUUCUCCUCCUCCAUUUUCCUUUAUGAUCCGUGUACCUAGAAGUUUCAUUGGAAUAAUAGUGCCCUGUACAUCAAUUUGGCUCCCCUCUAUUAAGCAGGAGUUCCAACCUGAAUCAUUGGGGUACUACACUAUUUGGUGCUUCAUACUUGACUUUUUUUUUUUCUUUUGUGUAUUUAUACCAUGUCAUAAAGCAGCAGUUCAUGGAGGAUGAGGAGGCAUGUGGAUGCCUGUCGCUCGUCUUAGAUAGUAGUAUUCUUCCUAA
Musa acuminata subsp. malaccensis (wild Malaysian banana) is the source of this 1408-nucleotide messenger RNA. RefSeq names its product putative glucose-6-phosphate 1-epimerase. Gene Ontology annotation, biological process: carbohydrate metabolic process. The record is from RefSeq and is a predicted model, not a curated record. Lineage: Eukaryota; Viridiplantae; Streptophyta; Magnoliopsida; Zingiberales; Musaceae. Gene Ontology annotation, molecular function: carbohydrate binding; glucose-6-phosphate 1-epimerase activity. Gene Ontology annotation, cellular component: cytoplasm.